AUGUUCUUGAAGUUCAAUGUGGACGGAAGUUGUUCUGGAGGCAAAGGAGGUUUUGGCGGAUUGUUCAGGAGCCCAGCUGGUGAUAUUCACUCUUUUUACGCCAAACACUUGAAAGAAACUACUAGCUUUCAAGUAGAGUUGUUAUCCGUUCAAGCUGGUUUGCAAAUCAUUUUGAAGAAAUCCUUAAAGAAGAUUGAGCUGGAAACCGAUAAUGAGCAAAUUGCUCGUAUCUUACGGCAGGAUGAAAAAAUUAACAAAGUUGAUCCAAUACUGACUGACGUUAUGACCAAGUUGACGUUUGCCAGUGAACAUCUGUAUGACAUCCGCAUAAACCAUAUCUAUCGUGCAGCCAAUUGUUGUGCCAAUUACUUGGCAAAUAAUGCACGGGUUUCUCAAGACUCGCCCUCCCAUUAG
Messenger RNA from Neltuma alba, 414 nucleotides. RefSeq lists its product as uncharacterized. Lineage: Eukaryota; Viridiplantae; Streptophyta; Magnoliopsida; Fabales; Fabaceae. Gene Ontology annotation, molecular function: RNA-DNA hybrid ribonuclease activity; nucleic acid binding. The record is from RefSeq and is a predicted model, not a curated record. The transcript has a single exon. Bases 1 to 414 code for a protein of 137 amino acids.